CAAAUUCCAACUUUAAAUUUGAGCUACUUUUGUGAUGGAAAUGGGCCUUCUGCAAGCACGGUUCGGAAGACGAGUACGGCCCACGGUGUCUUCUUGGGCAAACGCGUUUUGGGGAUCGUAGGGCGCGUUCGAGCUAUACCGUUCGCCACCUCUCCGCAUCCCUCGCCGCCGCCGCCGCCGCCGCCUACGACGAUACCCAGGUAGAAACCGGCGACCGGAGAUGAUGUCUGGCGGCCCCAGCGACGCGACCCACCGGAAGAGGCGGCGAGGGCGAGGGCGGGGGCGCAAGGACGGGGAGGACGGCCCCUCGUUGCCCAGGGUUGAUACGACGACCAACGGAGCAGGUUGCGAAGAGGAGGACGCGGUGGAAGGGAUGGCUAUGGAGUUGGAUGCGGGGACGGGUGCCGCCGAGGUGGGAGGCGUGGAUGGCUCGUACCUCAGCGAGACACGGUUCGAUCAAUGUGCUAUUUCUCCGUUGUCAAUGAAAGCCGUCAAAGAUGCUGGAUAUGAAAAGAUGACCCAGGUGCAGGAGGCAACUCUGCCAAUAAUCCUUCAAGGCGAAGAUGUUCUUGCAAAAGCAAAGACAGGAACAGGGAAAACUGUUGCCUUUUUGCUUCCAGCCAUUGAACUUCUCUCUACAUUACCUCGUUCACCAUCUAUAAAUUUGCUUGUGAUAUGCCCCACUAGGGAGCUCGCAAACCAAGUAGCUGCUGAAGCCAGAAAGCUUCUCAAGUAUCACAGCUCACUGGGUGUGCAAGUUGUAAUUGGUGGAACAAAGGUACCUCAAGAACAACGAAGCAUGCGAUCUAACCCUUGUCAGAUUCUUGUUGCUACACCAGGAAGGCUUAAGGAUCAUCUUCAGAACACACCUGGUUUUUCCAACCGAAUUAAAGGGGUGAAAGUUCUUGUUCUUGAUGAAGCUGACCGCCUAUUGGAUAUGGGAUUUAGAAGGGACAUUGAGAAAAUUAUUGGUUUUAUUCCUAAAGAACGGCAGACACUUCUUUUUUCUGCUACUGUUCCCGAAGAGGUUCGUCAAAUUUCACAUGUUGCAAUGAAGAAGGGUUACAAGUUCAUUAACACUGUUAAAGAGGGUGAUGAGGAGACUCAUUCACAGGUAAGCCAGAUGUACAUGGUUGCACCACUUGACCUACACUUCUCUAUAUUGUAUGAUGUACUGAAGAAGCAUGUCGCAGAAGAUGCAGACUACAAAGUGCUUGUAUUUUGUACUACUGCAAUGGUCACCAAACUUGUUGCUGAAGUUCUUUCCCAGCUGAAACUGAAUAUUAGAGAGAUCCAUUCAAGAAAGUCGCAAUCAGCAAGAACAAAGGUCUCAGAUGAAUUCAGGAAGUCGAAUGGUCUGAUAUUAGUUAGUUCUGAUGUAUCUGCUCGCGGUGUUGAUUAUCCUGAUGUCACCCUUGUCAUACAGGUUGGGGUGCCAGCUGAUAGACAACAGUAUAUACAUAGACUUGGUAGAACUGGAAGGAAAGGCAAAGAUGGGCUAGGUCUCUUAUUAUUGGCUCCCUGGGAAACAUAUUUUCUGAAUAGCGUUCAAGAUUUGUCUGUAUCAGAGGCUGUGGUACCUACAAUUGAUUCGAGAAUUCAGGCAGUGGUCCAAGAUGCACUCGGAAGAGUGGAGACAAAGUGCAAGGAAUCAGCCUAUCAGGCAUGGCUAGGGUACUACAACUCAAAUAAGAAUAUUGGUCGAGACAAAUCCAGGCUAGUUAGGCUCGGAGAAGAGUUCAGCCAGAGCAUGGGUCUUGCAAUUCCGCCUGCCAUACCAAAACUCAUUCUUCGAAAAAUGGGCCUUAUCAAUGUUCCUGGACUGCGAUCGGUAUAAUCCUAAUGCUCGAUAUUGAUUUGGCCAGACUACAUUGUGGGCAUCUGAAAGCCAACCAAAAUGCUCUUGGGAUGGACUGGAGCUUUGCAGAUCGAUGGCUGAAGGUUUGGCAAGACUACUAUUUUUACUGCCCCCUGACUCCCUGAGUUUGACAACUUCAGUUCCAAAAUGACUGCUGCAUUCUUUUUGAAGCCAGCUCAUCUUGACCGGUCCAUUAUCACUACCGUGCUGAGUCAAAGUCGAAAUGAACCCAGUGAUCCUUCAUAUAACUAUUUUUUUCACGGUUGUACUGACCUAUUCCCUCGUCAUGUAUAAUUUUUCUGCGCCAUAACGAAACAGCGGGCCCUUGGGGCAUUCACGGUGCAUGAAGUUUUAUUUGAGUGGUCUCAGAUGUCACAUAAGCAUAUCCUACUCAUCAAAAAUCUGGUUAGGCCAUUCACAGUGUACCUACAUGGUGAGUGGUUUUAACUCGUCAUGUAGAUGCACUGUAUACGUGGAGGUGAGAGGGUUGGGGAUAAGAGGUUCUACGUAUCUUCAUCAGGGUAUAAGGUGCUGCUUUAGAAAAGAACAUGAAGCCACAACUUGGAAGUGCAUUGGAGCAAAAGAAAAAAGCCGUAGAGGGAAAAAGUGGAGAGUAGAGUGAAAAGUUGCACAAUAGCCCACGGGAGGAUAUGGUGCACUGUGAAUCAAGUAGUUUUAAAAUUGCAUUUAAAAUUGCUUCAUCCUAGUUGGACUAGGAGUAAGUCUGCCAAUGGGCUGGAUUCGUUUGCAUCUAAUGGGAUCUUGAGUUGGAUUGUUUUGGUUGGUUUGAAAUGGCCUAGAAUUUUAUUUUGGAUUGGGGUGGAUUGGGCUAGCCACUCGGAUGGUCUGGAUUGUAUUAGAUGUGGCCAGACUAAAGGAGUCAAUCCAUGGAUUGAAUCCAUGGAUUAAGGCCCAAAUAGCUAGAGUUUGCAAGACUGCAACGCACUGAAGCCACACAACGCACGCACUUCGCCCUUCCGCCGGCCGUCGUGCUUCGCCCUUCCGCCACAGGUGCUCCGCCUGCACUUCCAUCGCCGGCGUUCCUCCCGCUCCGCCGUUCCUCCA
Messenger RNA from Oryza brachyantha (malo sina), 2923 nucleotides. RefSeq names its product DEAD-box ATP-dependent RNA helicase 26. Lineage: Eukaryota; Viridiplantae; Streptophyta; Magnoliopsida; Poales; Poaceae. Gene Ontology annotation, molecular function: nucleic acid binding; ATP binding; RNA helicase activity. The transcript has 10 exons. The coding region runs from base 221 to 1837 and encodes 538 amino acids. The record is from RefSeq and is a predicted model, not a curated record. Gene Ontology annotation, cellular component: chloroplast.